AUGUCGAAGGCUUGCCAGGUUUCGGAGAAGGAGCUCCUGCAGUUGGCCCUAGUACCAGCCAUGAGGAGACGCAAGAGCAUGGAACACCUCAUUGAACCCUUGAAUCUCGCCCUAGACCACCGACCCUUUGGCGCAUCCUCGUCCCCAUACAGAAAUGUGUCUACCAAAACGGCUCUGGCUAGUUCUUCCUACCAAAAACUGAGCGCAGAAGUACCGGAAUCUCCUUGCUCCACACCUUCUGGUUCUUCUGAAAAGCAGGAAGACGUGCAUACAGCAGUUUCGGGAAAGUCCAGUGUAUCAAGGCCAGAACUCAAGCCUCAAAGUCUCAAAGUUUCUGUGGAAGUAAAAUCGCAAGUGCUUCAAGAAUUCCCACUAACUUCGGAGGCAGUGCGAACGCCGUUAUUGGAACAUCCCCCUACACUCAUUAAUCCAACACUCACUACAGAAGAGAAUUCAGUGUCACCAAAGGUUUCAGAACCAAAAAUGGAAAAGAAGAUCGUUAAGCUGGCAGGAGUUGAUGUUAGCAACAUUGCUGCUGAGGAGCCUCUCAAAGCUUCGGCAAGUUCAGCGUUGCCCAUAAUUGUUGCCCCUCCCAGAAUUGGCAUAGCUAAAGGACCUACGAACAUCGCAACAAGAAAAUCUACUCCCAUUCCAAUUCGCCCACCUCGUCGUGAAACUGUUCGCUUUUCUAUCUCUCCAUAUCAAUCAGAAGAAGAAGGACCACUUCAAACCAAAAAAGACGAACAUGCUGCACCAUCAAAUAAGGGUGAAGAUCUUCUACCUGAUGACACGCAGCACUCCGAUCAUAAGGAAGCCUUUGAAUCAAAGUGCAAAGAAGCUCCAACGGGGAUCGGCAAGCUAGAUCUGGAAUGAGAAACGGAUGCCCAUAACUUCUUCCUGAAAAUCGUUAUGGGAGAGUUUGAGGAAGCUGUGCCCAAAUAA
Messenger RNA from Strongylus vulgaris, 942 nucleotides. The record is from the annotation of a GenBank genome assembly. NCBI's taxonomy places the organism in Eukaryota, Metazoa, Nematoda, Chromadorea, Rhabditida, Strongylidae.